AUGUUUUUCUCUUCUGGUUUCCCCUUUGAUUCUAUGGGCGGGCAACAAACCCGUAGGAAAAGAGAAGUGAACAAUUCAAAAUAUUACGAAGUUUUGAAUUUAAAAAAAAACUGCACCACUGAUGAAGUAAAAAAAGCGUACAGAAAAUUAGCUAUAAUACAUCACCCAGAUAAGGGAGGAGACCCAGAGAAAUUUAAGGAGAUCUCGAGAGCAUACGAAGUUCUGUCUGAUGAGGAAAAAAGGAAAUUGUACGACGAAUACGGAGAGGAAGGUCUCGAAAAUGGAGAACAGCCAACCGAAGCAACCGAUCUGUUUGACUUCAUACUGAAUGCAGGAAAGGGGAAGAAAAAGAGAGGAGAAGAUAUUGUAAGUGAAGUGAAGGUAACUCUGGAGCAGUUAUACAACGGAGCAACGAAGAAAUUAGCCAUAAGUAAAGAUGUUAUAUGUGCUAAUUGUGAAGGUCAUGGUGGACCAAAGGAUGCCAAAGUGGAUUGCAAACAAUGUAACGGAAGAGGAACAAAGACGUACAUGAGAUAUCACUCCAGUGUACUACACCAGACGGAGGUAACCUGCAAUGGCUGUAGAGGAAAGGGAAAAAUAUUUAACGAAAAGGAUAAAUGUGCAAAUUGUAAAGGAGGAUGCGUUUUAAAGACAAGAAAAAUUAUCGAAGUGUAUAUUCCAAAGGGAGCCCCCAAUAAACAUAAAAUUGUAUUCAAUGGGGAAGCGGACGAAAAACCAAAUGUAAUUACAGGAAAUCUUGUGGUCAUACUGAAUGAGAAGCCGCAUCAGUUAUUCAGAAGAGAAGGAGUUGACUUAUUUAUCUCACAUAAAAUUUCCUUGUAUGAAUCGUUAACCGGUUUUGUUGCAGAGAUUGUGCACUUAGAUGAAAGGAAAAUUCUAGUCGACUGUACAAACUCUGGAUUUGUGAGACAUGGAGACAUUAGGGAAAUAGCGGAAGAGGGAAUGCCAACAUAUAAGGAUCCAUUUAAAAAGGGAAACCUAUACAUUACCUUUGAAGUGGAAUACCCCAUGGAUUUAAUUAUAACAAAUGAGAAGAAGGAAAUUUUGAAAAUUUUGAAGAAGCAAAAUGAAAUUGAGAAGAAGUACGAUUUGGAAAAUAGUGAAUGUGAAGUCGUUACAUGCCAGACGGUAGACAAGGAAUAUUUGAAACAGAGACUCAGCAAGCAGCAGCAGCAGGAUGCCUACGAUGACGAAGACCAUCAGCCCGAGAUGGAGGGUCAGAGAGUGGCCUGCGCGCAACAGUGA
Molecule: messenger RNA, 1266 nt
Organism: Plasmodium knowlesi strain H
Lineage: Eukaryota; Apicomplexa; Aconoidasida; Haemosporida; Plasmodiidae
Product: HSP40, subfamily A, putative
Exons: 2
Coding region: 1-1266 (421 amino acids)
Biological process (GO): protein refolding
Cellular component (GO): cytosol; cytoplasm
Molecular function (GO): Hsp70 protein binding
Source: RefSeq, a predicted model, not a curated record